AUGACGACCGCCGAUCCGGAAAAGGUAGAUCGGGCACCGGUUCUGUGCAAAGAUGACGACCGCCGUGAUCCGGAAAAGUACGAGCGUUCCGCUACAUUCUCGAGCAGCAGUAGCAGCAGCAGCAGCAGCAGCAGCGACGAUGAUGAUGACGCUGCAUCGUCAAAGAUUAGACAGUCGCUGUCACGCGUCGCCUCGGCCACGUCUCGCAAGUCGGGCAUUUCCCGCACCGUGUCCGAGGUCCGCGACGGCAUGCUGAAUCAGCGCGAUCUCGAGGUUGGCGAGGACGACGACGGCGGCGGCAGCAACAGCAAAGAGCAGCAGGCCCCGGAUCCGAACCUGGUGACGUGGGACGGGCCCGACGAUGUAGAGAAUCCCAAGAACUGGUCCUUGAAUAAAAAGUGGUUGGAUGUUAUCCUUGUCUCCCUCUUCACCUUCAUCUCCCCCAUUUCCUCCUCCAUGGUUGCCCCCGGCCUCCCCGCCAUCGGCAAGGACCUGCACAUUGACGGCCGCACCGAGCAAGUCCUCGUCAUGUCCAUCUUUAUCGCCGCCUACGCCGUCGGUCCCCUCUUCUGGGGGCCCUUGUCCGAGCUCUACGGACGCCGCGUCGUGCUCCAAACCUCCAACGCCUGGUUCUUUUGCUUCAACCUCGGCUGCGCCCUCGCGACCACCUCGCGCCAAAUGAUUGCGUUUCGCUUCCUCGCGGGGCUCGGCGGCUCGGCGGCGCUCGCCAUCAGCGGCGGCAUCCUCGGCGACUUGUUUUCGGCGGAGCGCCGCGGCAAAGCCAUGAGCGUGUGCUCGCUGAUGCCGCUGCUCGGGCCGGCGAUUGGGCCGAUUGCGGGGGGGUGGAUCGCGCAGCAGACGUCGUGGCGGUGGGUGUUUUGGAGCACGACGAUUGCGUGCGGCGUCGUGCAGGCCGCGGGCUUGGCGGCGUUGCGCGAGACGUAUGCGCCGGUACUGCUGCAUCGGAAGCGCGUGCGGCUGGUGCGCGAGACGGGCAACACGGCCCUGCGCACCGAGUACGACCGCCCGGACCGCACGCUCGCGCAGACGCUCGCGACGGCCCUGACGCGGCCCUUUCGCCUGCUCGGCACGCAGCUCAUUGUGCAGAUUCUCGCCCUCUACAUGACGUACCUCUACGGCACCAUUUACAUUCUCUUCUCCAGCUUCCCGACGCUCUUUGCCGACGAGUACCACCAGCGGCCCGGCAUCCAAGGGCUCAACUACAUCUCCAUCGGGCUCGGCUUCUUCAUCGGCACCCAAGUCUGCGCCCCGCUGCAGGACCGCAUCUACGCCGCGCUCAAGCGCCGCUACGUGCCCGACGGCGGACCGGGGCGGCCCGAGUUCCGCGUGCCCUUGAUGGUGCCCGGUGCCGUCCUCGUGCCCGUCGGCCUCCUCAUCUACGGCUGGACCGCCGAGUACCACACCCACUGGAUAGGGCCCAACAUUGGCGCCUGCAUCUUUUCCCUCGGCAGCAUCGUCGGCUUCCAGUGCGUCCAGGGCUACCUCGUCGACACGUACACGCGCUUCGCCGCCAGCGCCGUCGGCGCCGCCACCGUCAUGCGCAGCCUCGCCGGCUUUGGUUUCCCGCUCUUUGCCCCGGAAAUGUAUCGGGCGCUGGGCUACGGCAAGGGCAACACGAUACUGGCGGUCGCGGCUAUUGUGAUUGGCUGGCCGGCGCCGGUGCUGCUGUGGUACUUUGGCGCCAAAUGGCGUGCCAAGAGCAAGUUUUCUGCGUAA
Molecule: messenger RNA, 1737 nt
Organism: Beauveria bassiana ARSEF 2860
Lineage: Eukaryota; Fungi; Ascomycota; Sordariomycetes; Hypocreales; Cordycipitaceae
Product: major facilitator superfamily transporter
Exons: 2
Coding region: 1-1737 (578 amino acids)
Biological process (GO): transmembrane transport
Molecular function (GO): transmembrane transporter activity
Source: RefSeq, a predicted model, not a curated record